Messenger RNA from Coregonus sp. 'balchen', 11750 nucleotides. Lineage: Eukaryota; Metazoa; Chordata; Actinopteri; Salmoniformes; Salmonidae. The record is from the annotation of a GenBank genome assembly.
GAAUGUUAACCACACAUCGCUGUGCGAAGGCACUGCAGCUCACCCUCGCGGUGAUCAAGCCAGAUGCGAUGGCGCAUCCUCUCAUCUUGGAGGUGAGUGAGGUCUAUGUGACUGAUGGCUAAUGGCUUGCGUUUGUUUAAUGGAAUCCGUGAUUGGAAAUACACUGGCUACAUUAUACUGUAGGCUAUAGACACACACACACACACAUUAGGCUAUUCAGAUAAUCAUGUUGAAAUCAUCUGUUUUUGUGGACCAAAUUACAAUCACAUAUCAGAGCCAUUUCAGACUAGCUACUGUUUGACAACACCUAUUGCACAGACAAAAGGGGGAACAAAGGGGGUUAGUUACCAGUAUGAUAGUAUAUUCUGGUUAGUUACCAGUAUGGUAGUAUCUUGUGGUUAGUUACCAGUAUGAUAGUAUAUUGUGGUUAGUUACCAGUAUAAUAGUAUAUUGUGGUUAGUUACCAGUAUGAUAGUAUAUUGUGGUUAGUUACCAGUAUGAUAGUAUAUCGUGGUUAGUUACCAGUAUGGUAGUAUAUUUGGGUUAGUUACCAGUAUGAUAGUAUCUUGUGGUUAGUUACCAGUAUGAUAGUAUCUUUGGGUUAGUUACUAGUAUGAUAGUAUCUUGUGGUUAGUUACCAGUAUGAUAGUAUCUUGUGGUUAGUUACCAGUAUGAUAGUAUCUUGUGGUUAGUUACCAGUAUGAUAGUAUCUUGUGGUUAGUUACCAGUAUGAUAGUAUAUUUGGGUUAGUUACCAGUAUGAUAGUAUAUUUGGGUUAGUUACUAGUAUGAUAGUAUCUUGUGGUUAGUUACCAGUAUGAUAGUAUCUUGUGGUUAGUUACCAGUAUAAUAGUAUAUUGUGGUUAGUUACCAGUAUGAUAGUAUAUUUGGGUUAGUUACUAGUAUGAUAGUAUCUUGUGGUUAGUUACCAGUAUGAUAGUAUCUUGUGGUUAGUUACCAGUAUGAUAGUAUAUUUGGGUUAGUUACCAGUAUGAUAGUAUAUUUGGGUUAGUUACUAGUAUGAUAGUAUCUUGUGGUUAGUUACCAGUAUGAUAGUAUCUUGUGGUUAGUUACCAGUAUAAUAGUAUAUUGUGGUUAGUUACCAGUAUGAUAGUAUAUUUGGGUUAGUUACUAGUAUGAUAGUAUCUUGUGGUUAGUUACCAGUAUGGUAGUAUAUUUGGGUUAGUUACUAGUAUGAUAGUAUAUUUGGGUUAGUUACCAGUAUGGUAGUAUAUUUGGGUUAGUUACUAGUAUGAUAGUAUCUUGUGGUUAGUUACCAGUAUGGUAGUAUAUUUGGGUUAGUUACUAGUAUGAUAGUAUCUUGUGGUUAGUUACCAGUAUGGUAGUAUAUUUGGGUUAGUUACUAGUAUGGUAGUAUAUUUGGGUUAGUUACUAGUAUGAUAGUAUCUUGUGGUUAGUUACCAGUAUGGUAGUAUAUUUGGGUUAGUUACUAGUAUGAUAGUAUCUAGUGGUUAGUUACCAGUAUGAUAGUAUCUUUGGGUUAGUUACUAGUAUGAUAGUAUCUUUGGGUUAGUUACUAGUAUGAUAGUAUCUUGUGGUUAGUUACCAGUAUGGUAGUAUAUUUGGGUUAGUUACUAGUAUGAUAGUAUCUAGUGGUUAGUUACCAGUAUGAUAGUAUCUUGUGGUUAGUUACCAGUAUGAUAGUAUCUUUGCCUAUUGUAAACACUUGAUCAUUUUAGGAAUUCAUCACAUCAGCUUUUAAAACAUUGAUUGUGAGAAGUUGAUUUAUGAAGUCAUUUUCAAUGGUACAUAAUAAACACCAAUUCCAUCUGCAUCGUCAAUCAAAUGUUAUCAUCAACACAAUUGGAAAGUGGACAGAGCUUAUUGGCAUAUUCUAAUUGUGCAUAUAGGAUCACAAAUUAACUGAAUUUGAGGCAACAAGCAGUUGUUUAGAUUUCUCUUCUGUUCUUGUUCUUAUUUAAUUACUCUGCCCACUGGCUCAAAGAAAGGAGAUGGAAGGUGCAAUGACCAUCAAAGAUUCAAUUUAUUGCACUGUUCCAUUUGAAUACUUCAGUUCCUUUAAAGCCGAUUGUCUGUCGGUCUGCCUUCAUCUGCACAGGAGGGGAGUAUCAGGGGGGACGCCUUUUCUAAGAUGUAAAACCAUCCAUCAAUAUUGGGUUGUUGACAUUUUCAGAGUACACCAUUUGACAAUGGUGAUGAUAGUCCCAAAAUGUAGGUGAGAGUCUAGUAUUUAGAUGAGAGUAGUACUGUAUACUCUUAUUUAGUAUCUGGAUGAGAAGAAACGCUUCUCUACCUUCCAGGCCCUUCACCAGAGAAUCCUGGAAAACAACUUCAUCAUUGUCAGGUCCAAAGACCUGGUGUGGAGGAGACAGGACUCUGAGAAGUUCUACUCUGAACAUGCAGGUAAGGUUCUAGAUGGUUCUACCGUAGAAUUAGAACAUAUCUUUAUGGAUUCUAUUCUGAACAUGCAGGUAAGGUUCUAGAUGGUUCUACUGUAGAAUUAGAACAUGUCUUUAUGGAUUCUAUUCUGAACAUGCAGGUAAUGUUCUAGAUGGUUCUACCGUAGAAUUAGAACAUGUCUUUAUGGAUUCUAUUCUGAACAUGCAGGUAAGGUUCUAGAUGGUUCUACCGUCGAAUUAGAACAUAUUUUUAUGGAUUCUACUCUGAACAUGCAGGUAAGGUUCUAGAUGGUUCUACCGUAGAAAUGUCUUUAUGGAUUUUAUUCUGAACAUGUAGAUACAUUUUAUCAGCUGAAUAUGGUUCUACCGUAGAAAACAUAUUAGCUUGAUAUGUAUUGUAAUGAAACAGGCAGGGAGAGUGAGCUUGUCUGCGGUGGUGUUCCUGACACCAGUGUAAUGAAACAGGCAGGGAGUGUGAGCUUGUCUGUGGUGGUGUUCCUGACACCAGUGUAAUGAAACAGGCAUGGAGAGUGAGCUUGUCUGUGGUGGUGUUCCUGACACCAGUGUAAUGAAACAGGCAUGGAGAGUGAGCUUGUCUGCGGUGGUGUUCCUGACACCAGUGUAAUGAAACAGGCAGGGAGUGCGGCUCGAUACCCUCAACCUUCUGGCCCGUAGCUCUGCGCGCCAUCGACUGUGCCGCAAAAGCAUGUUCGUGUGGCAGAGUCGAUAUCCGGAGCUAUAAACACAGGGUCGCUACAGUAUUCUCUGUGGGGUUUCCUGAUCACGCAGCUAAGGUUUUAGUAGCAGCAGUCGGAGGCUUAAACUAAACCUGCCAGAGGGAACGCUAUCGACUCCGUAUGGUAAUACAAUCUCUUCUCCAGUUGAGUGGCACCUACGAUCACGACAACCUUAAAAUGUCAGACAGACUCAUAUCUAUUAUGUGAAGCCUGCUAGAAGUUAAUUAUCUGUUUUCCUGCCUGAACAUACUUUUAACUGUGACUAGCUUUUUAAGGCACAACUUCAACUCCAGCUUUAAAAGCACUAUACACACCAUGACCAAAAGUAUGUGGACACCUUCUCGUCAAACAUCUCAUUCCAAAAUCAUGGGCAUUGAUAUGGAGUUUGUCCCCACUUUGCUGCUAUAACAGCCUCCACUAUUCUGGGAAGGGCUUUCCACUAGAUGUUGGAACAUUGCUGCGGGGACUUGCUUCCAUUCAGCCACAAGAGCAUUAGUGAGGUCGGGCACUGAUUUUGGGCGAUUCAUCCCAAAGGUGUUCGAUGUGGUUGAGGUCAGGGCUCUGUGCCGGCCAGUCAAGUUCUUCCACACCAAUCUUGACAAACCAUUUCUGUAUGGACCUCGCUUUGUGCACGGGGGCAUUGUCAUGCUGAAACAGGAAAGGGCCUUCCCCAAACUGUUGCCACAAAGUUGGAAGCACAGAAUCGUGUAGACUGUCGUUGUAUGCUGUAGUGUUAAGAUUUCCCUUCACUGAAAAACACCCCCAGACCAUUAUUCCUCCUCCACCAAACUUUACAGUUGGCACUAUGCAUUGGAGCAGGUAGUGUUCUCCUGGCAUCCACCAAACCCAGAUUAAUCUGUCGGACUGCCAGAUGGUGAAGUGUGAUUCAUCACUCCAGAGAACUAAUUUCCACUGCUCCGGAGUCCAAUGGCGGCGAGCUUUACACCACUCCAGUCGACGCUUGGCAUUGCACAUGGUGAUCUUAGGCUUGUUUGCGGCUGCUCGGCCAUGGAAACCCAUAUCAUGAAGCUCCCAACAAACAGUCAUUGUGCUGACGUUGCUUCCAGAGGCAGUUUGGAACUUGGUAGUGAGUGUUGCAACCGAGGACAGAUUAUUGUUAUGCGCUACACGCUUCAGCACUCGGCGGUCCCGUUCUGUGAGCUUGUGUGGCCUACCACUUCGCAGCUGAGCCGUUGUUGCUCCUAGAUGUUUCCACUUCACAAUAACAGCACUUACAGUUGACCGGGGCAGCUCUAACAAUAAAUUUGAAGACCUGAGUUGUUGGAAAGGUGACAUCCUAUGACGGUGCCACGUUGAAAGUCACUGAGCUCUUCAGUAAGGCCAUUCUACUGCCAAUGUUUGUCUAUGGAGAUUGCAUGGCUGUGUGCUCGAUUUUCUACACCUGUCAGCAACGGGCAGCUAUCUUCACAACACAACUGAAUGGCUCAAACGCAUUAAGAAGGAAAGAAAUUACACAAAUUAACUUUUAAGAAGGCACACCUGUUAAUUGAAAUACAUUCCAGGUGACUACCUCAUGAAGCUGGUUGAGAAAAUGCUAAGAGUGUGCAAAGCUGUAAUCAAGGCAAAGGGUGGCUAUUUGAAGAAUCUCAAAUAUAGAAUAUAUUUUGAUUUGUUUAACACUUUUGUGGUUACUACAUGAUUCCAUAUGUGUUUUUUCAUAGUUUUGAUGUCUUCACUAUUAUUCUACAAUGUAGAAAAUAGUAAAAAGAAAGAAAAACCCUUGAAUGAGUAGGUGUUCUAAAACUUUUGACCGUGUGUGUGUGUGUGUGUGUGUGUGUGUGUGUGUGUGUGUGUGUGUGUGUACACACACACACACAGUGCCUUUCGGAAAGUAUUCAGACCUCUUGACUUUUUCCACAUUUUGUUACGUUACAGCCUUAUUCUAAAAUGGAUAAAAAUCCUCAUCAAUCUACACACAAACCCCCAUAAUGAUAAAGUGAAAACAGGUUUUUAGAAAUGUUUGCACAUUUAUGAAAAAUAAAAAACACAAAUACCUUAUUUACAGAAGUAUUCAGACCCUUUGCUAUGAGACUCGAAAUUGAGCUCCGGUGCAUCCUGUUUCCAUUGAGCAUCCUUGAGAUGUUUCUACAACUUGAUUGGAAUCCACCUGCGGUAAAUUAAAUUGAUUGGACAUGAUUUGGAAAGGCACACACCUGUCUAUAUAAGGUCCCGCAGUUGACAGUGCAUGUCAGAGCAGAAACCAAACCAUGAGGUCGAAGGAAUUGUCUGUAGAGCUCCGAGACAGGAUUGUGUCGAGGCACAGAUCUGAAGAAGGGUCCCACAACAUUUCUGCAGCAUUGAAGGUCCCAAGAACACAGUGGCCUCCAUAAUUUUUAAAUGGACGAAGUUUGGAUCCACCAAAACUCAUCCUAGAGCUGGCCACCCAGCCAAACUGAUAAUCGGUGGAGAAGGGCUUAGUCAGGGAGGUGACCAAGAACUCGAUGGUCUGACAGAGCUCCAGAGUUCCUCUGUGGAGAUGGGAGAACCUUCCAGAAGGACAACCAUCUCUGCAGCACUCCACCAAUCAGGCCUUUAUGGUAGAGUGGCCAGACGGAAGCCCCUCCUUAGUAAAAGGCACAUGACAGCCCGCUUGGAGUUUGCCAAAAUGCACCUAAAGGACUCUCAGACCAUGAGAAACAAGAUUCUCUGGUCUGAUGAAACCAAGAUUGAACUCUUUGGCCUGAAUGCCAAGCGUCACGUCUGGAGGAAACCUGGCACCAUCCCUACGGUGAAGCAUGGUGGUGGCAGCAUCAUGCUGUGGGGAUGUUUUUCAGAAGCAGGGACUAGGAGACUAGUCAGGAUCGAGGCAAAGAUGAACGGAGCACAGUACAGAGAGCUCCUUAAUGAGAACCUGCUCCAGAGCGCUCAGGACCUCAGACUGGGUCGAAGGUUCACCUUCCAACAGGACAAUGACCCUUAGCACACAGCCAAGACAACGCAGGAGUGGCUUCGGGACAAGUCUCUGAAUGUCCUUGAGUGGCCCAGCCAGAGCCCGGACUUGAACCUGAUCGAACGUCUCUGGAGAGACCUGAAAAAUAGCUGUGCAGCGACGCUCCCCAUCCAACCUGACAGAGCUUGAGAGGAUCUGCAGAGAAGAAUGGGAGAAACUCCCCAAAUACAGGUGUGCCAAGCUUGUAGCGUCAUACCCAAGAACACUCAAGAAUGUAAUCGUUGCAAAAGGUGCUUCAACAAAGUCAUGAGUAAAUGGUCUGAAUACUGUAAAUGUGAUAUUUCAGUUAAUUCUGUAUAAAUUAGCAAACAUUUCUAAAAGCCUGUUUUUGCUUUGUCAUUAUGGGGUAUUGUGUGUUGAUUGAUGAGGGGAAAUAACAAUUUAAUACAUUUUAGAAUAAGGCUGUAAUGUAACAAAAUGUGGAAAAAGUCAUGGGGUCUGAAUACUUUCUGAAUGCACUCUAUAUCACCACAAAGAACCACCUGAUAUCACCACAAAGAACCACCUGAUAUCAUCACAUAGAACCACCUGAUAUCACCACAUAGAACCACCUGAUAUCACCACAUAGAACCACCUGAUAUCACCACAUAGAACCACCUGAUAUCUUUAAUGUGUCUUCGUGUCUCUGUCUCAUCUCUCAGGACGGUUCUUCUACCAAAGACUGGUUGAGUUCAUGUCCAGGUAAGCUUCAAGUCAUUUCUCCUCACACUUUAAUGUAGCUUACAUAACUUUAAUGUGUCCCAAAUGGCACCCUAUUUGGACAAAAGUAGUGCACUAUAUAGGGAACAGGCUGCCAUUUGGGACGCGCUCUCUGACUCAUAUGUAUUGUAUAACUUACCUUUAUCUCCCAGUAUAAUGUGAUGUUGAAUGUAAAGACAAAAGUAUCUUUUGAGAUGACAACUAAACACAGGAUGUAACUCAUUUAACUUUGACUCAAUGGCGUACCUUAGCCCAAUUCUGAUAUUUUGCCCAAUUAUUGGCAAAAGAGCUGAUCUGAUUGGUCAACAGACCAAUUAGUGGAAAGAGAGCUGAUCUGAUUGGUCAACAGACCAAUUAGUGGAAAGAGAGCUGAUCUGAUUGGUCAACAGACCAAUUAGUGGAAAGAGAAUAGGAAUUGGGCUGCCUGUGUAAACGCAGCCUUCGUAUCUCAGCGGUAUGAAUGUGACAAACACAUGGAAACUCAAGUACUGUUGCUUACAUACAUAGUGAAUAGAAAAGCAUCUGUUGAGACAUCCCACAAUAAAAGACUACAUCACUUGAGCUUGGUCCUAUUUCUAUCCUCUGAGAGCCCCCCCCCCCCCGGUACGAACCACUUGGAUCCAUCCAGUCUUUGAGGCAGCUCUGUGGGCUGUCUGCUGCUGUCAGCACCUCAUUCAGAACUGGACCUAGUUCUGUAGACCCCAUGCAGGGCACCCCUCUGGCUUCUAAAGGUGUUCUUCCACGCCAUUCUCAUUUGUUCUGCAUCCCAAAUGGCACCCUAUUCCCUAUGCAGUGUACUACUUUUGACCAGAGCCAGGUUCUGAAAGAGUGUGUAGAUGAGUGGCGGUGACAUCACAGCUUCUUGUUUGUUUUGUUUUAACGUUGAGGUUUUAUUUUUUAAGGUUAGAUUCUCUUUUCCUUGUGGGUUGUCUUUUAUAACCUGUUGUGCUACUGUGUAUCGGGGGUCUUUGAGUAGAUCUGGUCCUUUACCAUGUUUUGAUCAUAUGAAUAUUUAAGCAAACACCACAUUUUUAUUUUAUUUCACCUUUAUUUAACCAGGUAAGCCAGUUGAGAACAAGUUCUCAUUUACAACUGCGACCUGGCCAAGAUAAAGCAAAGCAGUGCGAUUAAAAACAACAACACAGAGUUACAUAUGGGGUAAACAAAACAUAAAGUCAAAGAUACAAACAGAAAAUAUAUAUACAGUGUGUGCAAAUGUAGCAAGUUAUGGAGGUAAGGCAAUAAAUAGGCCAUAGUGCAAAAUAAUUACAAUAGUAUUAACACUGGAAUGAUAAAUGUGCAAGAGAUUAUGUGCAAAUAGAGAUACUGGGGUGCAAAUGAGAAAAAUAAAUAACAAUAUAGGGAUGAGGUAGUUGGGUGGGCUAAUUUCAGAUGGGCUGUGUACAGGUGCAGUGAUCGGUAAGCUGCUCUGACAACUGAUGCUUACAGUUAGUGAGGGAGAUAAGAGUCUCCAGCUUCAGAGAUUUUUGCAAUUCGUUCCAGUCAUUGGCAGCAGAGAACUGGAAGGAAUGGCGGCCAAAGGAGGUGUUGGCUUUGGGGAUGACCAGUGAGAUAUACCUGCUGGAGCGCAUACUAUGGGUGGGUGUUGCUAUGGUGACCAAAUAUCUAAGAUAAGGCAGGGAUUUGCCUAGAAGUGAUUUAUAGGUGACCUGGAGCCAGUGGGUUUGGCGACGAAUAUGUAGUGAGGGCCAGCCAACGAGAGCGUGCAGGUCACAAUGGUGGGUAGUGUAUGGGGCUUUGGAGACAAAACAGAUGGCACUGUGAUAGACUACAUCCAAUUAGCUGAGUAGAGUGUUGGAGGCUAUUUUAUAAAUGACAUCGCCGAAGUCAAGGAUCGGUAGGAUAGUCAGUUUUACGAGGGCAUGUUUAGCAGCAUGAGUGAAGGAGGCUUUGUUGCGAAAUAGGAAGCCGAUUUCUAGAUUUAACUUUGGAUUGGAGAUGCUUAAUGUGAGGUCUGGAAGGAGAGUUUACAGUCUAACCAGACACCUAGGUAUUUGUAGUUGUCCACAUAUUCUAAGUCAGACCCGCCGAGAGUAGUGAUUCUAGUCGGGCGGGCGGGUGCCAGCAGCGUUCGAUUGAAGAGCAUUUUGACCUGUAGUCCAAUGAAAUGUACAAAGCAAAUAUAAUUUGAGGCCAUCACUGGCUUGUAAGGAUAUUUAAAGGUGGUACUCUUGUGCCUUACAUUUUAGUCAUUUAGCACCAACUGAGCUACACGGGGCCCUGUGAUAUUUAUUUACCUCACACAGAAUGGGUGGAACUCUUUUGUCUAAAGGCUCCCUAGUUUUAACGUUUUUUCCCCCCAUUUUUGUCUGUUGUGAUCCAGUGGUCCGAUGCGGGCGUACGUCCUGGCUAGAGAGGACGCCAUCACCCACUGGAGAGAACUGAUGGGUCCUACCAAGGUGUUCAGGGCCCACUACACAUCGCCCUUAAGCAUCAGAGCCCAGUAUGGACUCACUGACACCAGGAAUACCACACACGGCUCUGGUAAGUCCCCCAGGACUCUCAUGGGUCUAAAAUGGAUCCCUAUUUACAUUUACAUUGACAUUUUAGUCAUUUAACAGACGCUCUUAUCCAGAGCCACUUACAGUUAGUGAGUAUUUUUUUUCAUACUGGCACCUUAAGACUAAAAUACAAUUUUUACAAAUUCAGGACAUGGGAAAAAAGAAUGAUUCUACCUUGUCAGGACAUUCUGGUCCUGAUUUAUAUAGGAAGAGACGUACACAAUGUUUCUGUGUGAGGGACCAUACACGCAACACCCACACUGACAGUUACUUAUAGCUGUCAAUCAAAUGAUCUAGGGUAUUAAUUGUGUAUGAUAGCUAUCAAUAUAGGUUUUUUAUUAGACAACCAGAAUCCUUUGAGAAAGGCAACAGCUGAAACGUCGGGGCUUUUUUUCCCCUGCUCAGUAAUCUCCUCUACUGAUUUGCAGUCUACAAUACUUUUGGGGCACCGCAGCCCAUAUACAACUUUAUCUUCAUAUUUUGGUUGGUGCUGGUGGUUGGGUCUCCUGACCAUAAACUGUAUGCCAUAACUUUCAGAACAUCAAUGUCAUUUAAAGAUUAGUUGAUCACACUAAUAGUAAUUUCCAUAAACCCUUUAAUAAUUUCUUUUGUUAGGGGGUAGAUCAGCUUUAAUAUUGCAGAUAGAUUGUAACUUCUAUCAAUGUAAUUGUCUGCAUCACUUCCAAUCCCCCAUAUGUUUUUUUCCCCAUAUGUUUUUUUUCUCGUAUAUAUAUAUAUAUAUAUAUAUAUAUAUAUAUAUAUAUAUAUAUAUAUAUAUAUAUAUAUAUGCAUAUAUAUAUAUAUAUAUGCAUGCAUGCAUACAUACAUACAUACAUACAUACACAUAUCCUUUUUAAAAAUAUAUUUCCCUUAAUUACUUUCCAACCUCACCACCCCUUCCCUAAUUGGAGUAAACUAGUGAACAACAAUGCUUAGGCCUCUACUUCCAGCUUAUACAUACUAUAUACAUUUUAUGGACACAGUCAAUUUUACAAUAAUUAUAUUUGGUUUGUUUUUACUCCUGAACUUCUUCUACUCUCAACCUCUCCGAUCAUUUUCAUGAUGUCCAUCCGGUUUGCUUCUAUAUGCCAUAUCUUUCUAACUGUGCUCUUUCACAAAAGCUCUCAACCUAUAACCUAUAUACUUAUUAUGGACACAGUAUGCUUUACAUUAGUUGUCUUGUUGUUAUUAGUUGUUGUUAGUUGUUAUUAGUCCCAUCCUUCAACUCCAUUUAACACCUCCCAUCUAUUUCUGAACACCAUCCAUAUUGGAUUUCUAUUUGCCAUAUAUUUCAACUGUACUGUGAUGUUUUACAAAAGUUCUGAACCUUUCUAUUCUCAUUGUUUCUACAGAUUGUAAAUUGAAAUAAACAUAUUUGCUAAAAGUAUUAUUAUAUUAUUGAUCGAUUGACUAUGACUUUUCAGAUCACCCAGUAAUGCUAUCUGCAGGGUUAGCUCCAGAUAAAUAUUGCAAUCCUUUAACCAUUCCUGGACCUGUGUCCAAAAACAAGCUACAAAUGGACAGUACCAAAACAAAUAAUCGAAUGAUUCUGUCUCUUCGCAGCAAAAUCUGCAGAGUUGGGAAGAUUGUAUCCCCCAUAUAAAUAACAUUCUAUUGGUAGCAAGAAUUUUGUAUAAUAAUUUAAAUUGAAAGUUAUGUUUUGAAUCCAGCGUCGUUUUGUGUAUCAGUUCAUAAACACUAUGCCAUGGGAUCGGUACAUCACAAAUCUCUUCCCAACUAUUUUGCCAUCUAUAUGGGACGGCUGUCAAUCCUUUGGUCCUUAAAUUAAACUGGUAUACUUUGUGGGGCUGCAGGUAGCGUUUAGUGGUUAAGACCGUUGUGCCAGUAACCGAAAGGUCGCUGGUUCUAAUCCCCGAGCCGACUAGGUGAAAAAUCUGUCGAUGAGCCCUUGAGCAAGGCACUUAACCCUAAUUGCUCCUGUAAGUCGCUCUGGAUAAGAGCGUCUGCUAAAUGUAAAAAAUCUAUAAAUAAAAAAAAAAUAAAAAUUCUAAAAUAUAUAAAUAACACAUUUUUAUUUUUUAUUAUUUUUUUAUCACAAUGUUCUUUAACCAAUUAUGUUCUUUAACUCCUGAGGUUGUGUAAUAAUCUUGUGAAACCUAACAUGCCAAACUAAUUUCCCAAGCCUGGGAUAAUAAAGGUCUUCUUAUAAAUGAAUGUACAACUCCUCCCGUUUCCAGAUUCGGCAGAAUCGGCACGCAGGGAGAUCGGUUUCUUCUUCCCAGACUUCAGUCAGGAGACGUGGAUGGAGAGCGAGGAGCCGGGGUUCAGGAAUGGACGCAUGGAGUACGACCAGAACAAACAGAUACACACGUUACCAGUUCACAGCUAACUGCUGAUCUCAGUACAUAUUUAAACAAAGAAGUGACUGGACCAUGGCCUGUAUUCAUAAAGCUGAAAGUGUAUGUAUGUAUGUAUGUGUG